AUGGACGUCACGCCCAAGUUCUCCGGAAAGGCUCGCGUCAGUCCGCUGGACAAGCCCGUGGAAAAGUCCAAAAGUCGAAAUGAUCAAAUAAGCCUCAGUGCCUUUGCCUUCAUCUUCUCAGAGCUGGUGCAGUACAGUGAGCAUCGCGUGCAGCUCUCCUCGGAGCUGCAGUCGAAGCUGGCAGAGACGGGCUACGCCGUCGGCCAACGCGUGGUGGACAUCAUGCUGAUCAGGGAGAAGAACUACAAGCGGGAGACGCGGCUCAUCAACAUGCUCAUCUUCAUUCGCAGCAAGGUCUGGCUGACGCUGUUCGGAAAGGAGGCGGACAAGCUGGAGCAGGCAAAUGAUGACAAGAAUACCUACUACAUCAUCGAGCGUGAGCCUAUCGUCAACAAGUUCAUCUCCGUGCCGAAGGACAAGAAGUUCAUCAACUGCGCCGCCUUUAUCGGCGGCAUCAUCGAGGCGAUACUCAACGAGUGCAAUUUCCCAGCCAAAGUCACCGUCCACUGGCACGAGGGCACCACCUUCAUGAUCAAGUUCGACGACUCGGUCAUCGCCCGGGACAAACUGCUGGAAAAGUAG
This is a messenger RNA of Rhagoletis zephyria (snowberry fruit fly), 582 nucleotides long. The record is from RefSeq and is a predicted model, not a curated record. NCBI's taxonomy places the organism in Eukaryota, Metazoa, Arthropoda, Insecta, Diptera, Tephritidae.